Populus euphratica (Euphrates poplar) is the source of this 1890-nucleotide messenger RNA. RefSeq names its product protein trichome birefringence-like 16. The coding region runs from base 251 to 1669 and encodes 472 amino acids. Gene Ontology annotation, biological process: xylan biosynthetic process; plant-type secondary cell wall biogenesis; xyloglucan metabolic process. Gene Ontology annotation, cellular component: Golgi apparatus. Lineage: Eukaryota; Viridiplantae; Streptophyta; Magnoliopsida; Malpighiales; Salicaceae. The transcript has 5 exons. Gene Ontology annotation, molecular function: acetyltransferase activity. The record is from RefSeq and is a predicted model, not a curated record.
ACAUGAGAUUUCCAAUUUCAUAUAUGUUUUAUUUCUCCUUCCUCCUCUAAAAAACCACCUGCUCUUGCUUUCUUUGAAUAUACUUUAUUCUUACUGGCAACAAAACAAAUCUUACGAUCAGUGUGUGCUGUUUGGUCUUGAACUAAGAUUAUCAAGAUUGCCCCCAAGAACCUGAAGUUUGGAUCUUUGAUCAGUUGUAAUUGUUAAAUUUUGUCUUUGAACAAGUUCAAAUUGCAUGUAGGAGGAUAGGAUGAAAGCAGGGUUUUCAAUAUUCAAGAGUACAGCAUUCUCUCUUCUACUCAUUGUUCUUGUGUGUGCAACUGUUCUUGUAUGGGCAUGGCAGAGAACUCCGCUUCUAAGCGCCUUCCUCCCGCCUGAUAGUCUUCUACAACUUUCGCCAGAAGAUAAAGACAAUCAGCCAGUCCUGACAGUAGGAAGAAAUGGCACUGCAGAAACUUCUACAGGUUUGGUAGAAGCAGAAGUGAAGCAUGACCAGAAAAUGGAAACAAAUCUGAAAACAGAUGUGCAAAUUAUGGAGUUUGCACCACCAGAGCGUUCUGAAAAUACAAGCUCUACCACAGGGAAGGAACAAUAUAAUGAGAAUGUUAAUGAUCAAGGUAGCUGUAACUAUGCAAAAGGAAAAUGGGUUUUAGAUGAUAGCUGGCCUUUAUAUUCUGGAUUUCAUUGUAAUAAAUGGCUGUCACGUAUGUGGGCCUGCCGCUUGAUGCAGCGCAAGGAUUUUACCUAUGAAAAGCUACGGUGGCAACCAAAAAAUUGUCAAAUGGAAGAAUUUGAAGUGUCCAAGUUCUUAGAAAGGAUGCGAGACAAAACUCUAGCUUUUGUUGGAGACUCUUUGGGCCGACAGCAGUUCCAGUCGUUAAUGUGCAUGAUCACUGGUGGUAAGGAGAGCCAUGGUGUAAUAGAUGUAGGAAAGGAGUAUGGACUUGUCAUGCCUCAUGGAGGUUCUCGCCCUAAUGGGUGGGCUUAUUGGUUUUCAAGCACCAAUACAACUGUCCUUUAUUACUGGUCAACUUGCCUCUGUGACCUGGAACCUAUUAAUACCACAAACCCAGAAACUGACUACGCCAUGCAUCUUGAUCGGCCUCCAGGAUUUUUGCGUCAAUUUCUUCAUAAAUUAGACGUCCUAGUUCUGAACACAGGGCAUCACUGGAAUCGAGGAAAGCUUAAAGCUAACCGCUGGGUUAUGUAUGUAGGGGGUAUGCCCAAUACCAACAGGAGACUAGCAAUGAUUGGGGAUGCCAAAAACUUCACUAUCCAUAGCAUUGUCAAUUGGGUGAAUUCUCAGCUUCCAAAACAUCCACACUUGAAAGCUUUCUAUCGAAGCAUCUCACCUAGGCAUUUUGUCAAUGGUGAUUGGAACACAGGGGGGAGCUGUGACAACACAACCCCAAUGUCUAUAGGAAAGGAAGUACUGCAAGAUGAGUCUAGUGAUUAUAGUGCUGGAAAUGCAGUGAAGGGGACAGGGGUUAAGCUCUUGGACAUAACAGCUCUAUCCCAACUAAGAGAUGAGGGUCACAUAUCACAUUAUAGCACCACAGCUUCGAAGGGAGUGCAUGAUUGCUUGCAUUGGUGUCUGCCUGGUGUUCCUGACACAUGGAAUGAAAUCCUUUUCGCACAUAUUAGUGCUACAUCAGUGAUUAAUUCUUGAAGGUAAAUGGGUUGAAGAAGGUGAUAUCAUUUUGUGGAAUGGGUCAAGAAUUCCAUCAUCAAGAAAUUUUAUUACGGUGAUUUUUUUAGAUCUGGGAGAAAGAAGGAAUGAUAGAAAGUUUAGGAGAAUUGUUUUAAUUUGGAGAGAGUUACUGGUAGAAUAAGUUGAUGACAUGGUAUAUUAAUUUAUGGGUCCAAAUGCUACUGCAUAAUUUGAGCACC